GACAGCUCGCUCAGGGCAUGAACAUUGUUUAGCGUCCUUUCUGGCGGAGGGAAAUUUUUCACACAUUGCCGUAAAAUUGAACAUAAUUUACAGAAAAGCUACUGUAUUUUAGUGCAAAACUAGUGUAGUGUGCGAGCAGCGAAAAUGGACAUCCGACCGAAUCACACCAUCUACAUCAACAACCUGAACGAGAAGAUCAACAAGGUGGAGUUGAAAAAGUCACUCUACGCCAUCUUCUCCCAGUUCGGCCAGAUACUCGACAUUGUCGCGUACAAGACGCUCAAAAUGCGGGGCCAAGCGUUUAUCAUCUUCAAGGAGAUCUCGAGCGCCACCAAUGCGAUGCGCACGAUGCAAGGGUUCCCCUUCUACGACAAGCCGAUGCGCAUCAAAUACUCCAAAACCGACAGCGACAUGAUAGCGAAGCUGAAGGGCACGUUCCAGGAGCGGCCGAAGCGCGUCAAGCAACCGAAACCCAUCCAGACGGAGGAUAAGAAGGCGAAGAAGCUGAAGAAUGCGGGCGAGGUGGGUGCGACAAACAAUUCGGCGACGGCCGAGCAGCCGCCCAACCAGAUCCUCUUCCUGACCAACCUGCCGGAGGAAACGAACGAGAUGAUGCUGUCGAUGUUGUUCAACCAGUUCCCGGGCUUCAAGGAGGUGCGGCUGGUGCCGAACCGGCACGACAUUGCGUUCGUGGAGUUUGCGACGGAACUGCAGAGCGGGGCGGCCCGGGAAGCGCUGCAAGGGUUCAAGAUUACGCCGACGCACGCGAUGAAGAUUUCGUUUGCGAAGAAGUAAAGGGAGGCGAUGGCAUCCGUCGUUACCCAAGGAUAUGCUGCCGCUUUUACACUGGACGGAGAUCGAGUGGGGUCAUUCGGUUGUCGAGGCAGCCACAGGUAAAUUUUGAAGCUGUACGAUAAUUUUGAACUCAAUUGAACUGAAACCAAUAAACCAUGCAUUAAGCAUUGCACUUCCGCUAUCAUGGUAUUGUCGGUUAGGUGAUUGCUUAGUAUUUAAAACAACAA
This is a messenger RNA of Anopheles gambiae (African malaria mosquito), 1022 nucleotides long. RefSeq names its product U1 small nuclear ribonucleoprotein A (gene snf). The record is from RefSeq and is a predicted model, not a curated record. NCBI's taxonomy places the organism in Eukaryota, Metazoa, Arthropoda, Insecta, Diptera, Culicidae. Gene Ontology annotation, molecular function: U1 snRNA binding. Gene Ontology annotation, cellular component: U1 snRNP. Gene Ontology annotation, biological process: mRNA splicing, via spliceosome. The coding region runs from base 145 to 795 and encodes 216 amino acids. The transcript has a single exon.